AUGUGCUACUACGGAGGAUAUUAUGGAGGCCUGGGCUAUGGCUGUGGCUAUGGCUGUGGCUAUGGCUGUGGCUAUGGCUGUGGCUAUGGUGGCUAUGGUUAUGGCUGCUGCCGUCCACUGUGCUGUGGAAGAUACUGGUCUUAUGGCUUCUACUGA
Molecule: messenger RNA, 156 nt
Organism: Mus caroli (Ryukyu mouse)
Lineage: Eukaryota; Metazoa; Chordata; Mammalia; Rodentia; Muridae
Source: RefSeq, a predicted model, not a curated record